Coffea arabica (coffee) is the source of this 1456-nucleotide messenger RNA. The record is from RefSeq and is a predicted model, not a curated record. Lineage: Eukaryota; Viridiplantae; Streptophyta; Magnoliopsida; Gentianales; Rubiaceae.
GAAAGAAGCAAGAAGAUUUACAAAACUUUAUAGAUGAAGGUGUAUACCAAGUUGAAAGGUUGAAAGAAGAGGCUUGAUUACUGAUAUAAAGUAUGAUGAUGAGGUCAGAGCAAUGUUAAAGGAGCGCUUGAAACUUCCAAAGGAUAAAAGUCUUCCCAUGGUUGAUUACAGAAAAUACUCAGGAGUUAGGAGAUGGACGCUUGGUUUAACAGGUUAUAAAGACCAGAUAGCUGUAAUUAGAGCCUCCGGAAGCAUUAGUCGUGUACGUGGUCCUUUUAGUACACGUGGUACGGGAAUUAUUGCUGAGGAUAUUAUUGAGAAGAUUCAAACCGUAAGAGAGUCGAAAAAAUACAAGGCUGUUAUCAUCCGCAUUGAUAGUCCAGGAGGUGACGCUCUCGCAUCUGAUUUAAUGUGGAGAGAAAUCAGACUCUUGGCUGACUCUAAGCCUGUUGUUGCAUCAAUGGCUGAUGUGGCGGCUAGUGGAGGAUAUUAUAUGGCAAUGGGAACUGGAAUUAUAGUUGCUGAAAAUCUAACAUUGACUGGUUCAAUUGGAGUUGUGACAGGAAAGUUCAAUCUGGGAAAAUUAUACGAAAAGAUUGGCUUUAACAAGGAGAUAAUAUCAAGGGGGAGAUAUGCUGAGCUCACUGCUGCAGAACAACGGCCAUUUAGACCUGAUGAGGCAGAACUCUUUGCUAAGUCUGCCCAGAAUGCAUAUAAGCAGUUUCGGGACAAGGCUGCCUUCUCAAGAUCAAUGCAUGUUGAUAAAAUGGAGGAGGUUGCACAAGGUAGGGUGUGGACUGGCAAUGAUGCUGCUUCACGAGGUUUGAUUGAUGCAAUUGGUGGGCUUUCUCGAGCUGUUGCUAUAGCCAAACAAAAGGCAAAUAUACCUCAGGAUCAGGAGGUUACUCUUGUUGAGCUGGUCAAACCAUCACCAUCGCUGCCAGAGAUUUUAACUGGCAUAGGAAACUCUCUUGUCGGAGCAGACAGAAUUUUGAAACAACUAUUGGAUGAAUUGGCAGUUUCUGAUGGAAUUCAAGCGCGCAUGGACGGGAUUAUGUUUCAAAAGUUGGAAGGGGCUGAUUAUUCCAGUCCUAUAUUGACAAUGCUGAAAGAUUACCUGGGUUCAUUUUGACUUUAAUGUAUAAUUGGUCGCUUCCAAAUGUUUCAUUCUGCUUACGCUUCUGUCCAUCGGGAGAAUAUAUUCCUAGAUGGGCGUUGAGACAUAUUCUUGUACAAAAAGAUCUCUGCACCGUGUACACGAACACAAAUUGAAAAAUGAGGGUAGAAAGAAAACCAAUUUCUGCCCUCGUCAUUUUCUGUCUCCAUUUCCAUAUUGAUUCCCCAGACAUUAAAUGUACACAAUAUAGGCUGGUCUGUACGUUAUGGGGCGACAUUUAUACUCUUUGGUAUGAGAAGUUGACUUCGUUGCCAAAUUGUAUUUUUGUGUGCUUAAGGG